This is a messenger RNA of Labrus mixtus (cuckoo wrasse), 4165 nucleotides long. It is a transcript of the gene ism2b, whose product is annotated as isthmin 2b. The record is from RefSeq and is a predicted model, not a curated record. The transcript is spliced from 6 exons. The coding region runs from base 625 to 2040 and encodes 471 amino acids. NCBI's taxonomy places the organism in Eukaryota, Metazoa, Chordata, Actinopteri, Labriformes, Labridae.
AGCACCAACCUCCUGAAUGCGUGCGUAAAAGACGAGUUUACCGAAACCGGUUGGCUGGGCUGUACGCACACAAAUGCACGAACCGGUGGAUGAACUUCAUGUGGAUAAUGGAUUAACGCAUCAGACAGAUAGCAAAGACGCAGCGCAUACUAUGAGCUCCAGAUGUCAAUGUAUUGGAAGAAAACACCCACCCACCCACGACGGAAUGACUCACAGUUUAAAGUAGUUGAAUAAGCGGGCGCCGGUGCGGACGGGGAGAUUCUGCGUGGGGUACUCGACUUGUUCCUGGUAUUUAAAGCUCCUCUAACUGUGGGUUUUAUGGGGAAGAGAGGCGUUGAGCUCGAGCCGCUAAACGGACUGACAGUUGCUGCGCGAGGCACUGGUGCCAGAUAUGGAUAGCGCGCGGGAUACCUCAGGACACUGGUGCGCAUCUUCAUAAAGUGCCAAACUUCGAGACUGUCGAGGCCUAUUAUCAUCUUCAUCUGUCCCACAUCAAAGUGUCUGACAAGCCCGGGACGAGCAAAACAACAACACUUCUUCCAGACCAAGAAGCGUAUUUAGGAAGACAUUUUGAGUAAAGUCUCCAAAGUACUUUUACAAUUCCCCACAGAGGAAGUGUUGAAGAUGCGUCUAGAGGUCGCGUGGAGAAUUCAGAUGCUGCUGGUGAUUUGGUCAACGCUUCUCGUGAGUUUGGGGACAGGGUUUCCAACCAGACACAAACACAUUGGCCACAAGGCUCAUGGCCACCAUGUCCAAGGCGGUGGGGCCCAGUAUGUACCUGAGACUUUGGAGCAGCAGAACCAGGUCCAAAGUCUUCUGCCUGAUCCCCAUAGCCACCAGAGGAGAUGGUCCCAUCCUCAACAUCGCUCAGUCGGUGUUCUUCCACAGCCGGAGCCUGAGGAGGAGACCAAGCCCUUCGUCCUGGAUCUCAAAAACUUUCCAGACCUCGCCAAUGGUGAUAUCAACUCUCAAAACCCCAACAUACAGGUAACCAUCGAGGUGGUGGACGACCCCCAGAUGGAAGUAGAGAUGGACCUGGCCAAUGAAAAAGAGUGGCUACCCUCCUCAUCCUCCUCCCCCUCCUCCACAGUAGAUUGGCUUGGCGGCAAGAAGCUUUUCUGGCCACUUUUCUGGAGUUACACAGAUUCAAGCGAAGACAGCAACAGUCGGUCAGGCGCAGAAGAAACAGGCGAGGAAGAGGAGGAAGAAGAUUACUCCCUGGAUUACGGCAGCGAGGAGCCCUUACCCAGCGGAGUGGGCGCAGACUGGGAUACGCACUGGAACGAAGGCUGGGAUCCAGUGCAGAGCUACUAUGAAAAAGAGGCGGAUGAGUGGACACCCUGGUCCCCCUGUUCAGUGACAUGUGGUCACGGUGAGAGGAAGAGGACAAAAUCAUGUGGCUACUCCUGCACACUGACAGAAGCCUCUAAGUGUGACUUAGAGCCUUGUCCUGGUGAAGUCAACACUGUGGCUGAGCCUUUUCCCUUUGAGAUGGAGAAUGGUACAGAGCCAUUUGGGACAGAUGUGGACAGCUGUGAGAAGUGGCUCAACUGUAAGAGUGAGUUCCUGCAGAGGUACCUCCACCAAGUCUUGUCUGAGCUGCCGAGCUGCCCCUGCUCCUUCCCCUCUGAGGUAGCGUACACUGUGGUCAGCAUCUAUGAUGAGAGUCAUGGCCGACAGUUCCGCUGGCGUGAUGCCAGUGGCCCCAAGGAGCGCUUGGACAUCUACAAGCCAUCAGCACGAAGCUGCAUACGAUCGACCCUUUCGAGUGACUCAUCUACUCUUGCAGCACAGCAUUGUUGUUAUGGCGUUGGCGGGCGGCUGAUCACUCGGGGGAAAGGCGCAGGUACGCCGAACCUGAUCAGCACAGAGUUCUCACCUGAGCUGCACUUCAAGGUGGAUGUGCUCCCUUGGAUCCUGUGCAAGGGAGACUGGAGUCGCUUCCAUGCAGUGCGGCCACCCAAUAAUGGACUCAGCUGUCCAGAAAAUCCGCAUGAAGACGUGUUCAUGAAUGAAUUGGAAGAGGCCAGAGAGUACUGAGAGACAACAGCCAAAACUACCACUUCACUCCAAGAGUCAAAGGGCCCAAUCCUAAUUUUAGCAGGGACUGCCAACCUUAAAAGUCAUGAAAUAUAAUCCUUGCACCAUGCAUUGAGGAAAUGCAGUUUUUUAAUUUGGAGAUUCAUGGGCUUUGGGUACGAUGGUGAAGUGUGGUUGUCCCAGGUUAGGAUUUGGCACAGUGUGCUGAGAUCAGGCUUGACUGAACUAAAAUGCAUUGCAAGAAUGGAAAAAAAUGCAGGGCUUUCCCAUCGCUUGCCAACCUGUUUCACAUCUGGCAUGACAUCAAGCUCUCUUUCUUUGUAUUUGGUUCACUCUUCUGGGUGCGUGUAAGCAGGAUGUCUACCUACUGGCUUUCUUCAUGGUGUCCUGGAGCGCUUGUGAUUGACAAUAACAACAUAUGGUAAACAUCCUGAUUGCGCUUCUUGUAGAUUUUAUAUUUGUAUGAAUGUAGGCUGGUUAUAUUGAUGAAACAAACACAUGGAUGGGAAGAGUCCAACAGAUGAUUAUGCCAACUAUGCUGCUACAAUAUAAAAUCCUUCAGGUUUUAAGAAGGUAUUAUGGGGACCAAGAUAACAGGACGUAAAUAAACCCAAAAGAUGCUUCAUGCAGUAACAGUAAUGAACAUUUCAGUCACUACAUUUAGUAAUUUUAGAAUUAUUUGGGCUCUUCACCAGAGGUAAACUGCUAUUGUUAUUAAGCUUAAUGAAUUAGAAUGAUUACAAAAUCCCUAAAGCAGUGGUAGUAAAGGAUCAUUACAUUUGAUGUCAAAUGUUUGUGUCUCACAGAUUGAUUUCAUGUAUUUCCUCACUUUCACAGUCAGGAAGAUGUAUUAUCUGGGUGCCAAAGAGUUAAAAUUGGACAGUUGGUGCCUCUGUAAAUCCAGUCUCCUUAGUCUCUACUGUUCAAAUGUGAUUAAAAAAGGAAAAAUGUAUCUCCAAGAUGAGUAGAUUGUGCAUAUAGAUGUUUCUCUAUAAUGUUCUCAGGGGGUCUAAAUUACCUUGCUAAACAUAUUAAUUCAUUUACCUCAACAGUGGAGCCCUAUACAAAACUAGAAGUGUUUUGGGGUAAGAUUACAGAGUACAGGACGUGUUGUCCAGAUCGGAAGUUAUAAGAAGAUAAUGCUUUCUAAAAGCAGUUGAGACCCUUAAAACUGAAUAGUUGCUGUUGAUUGUGGUUGUAGGAAGAUAUCAUUGCUGUUUAAGCUGUUGCCCUGGGUUUAUGUACAGAACUAGAUUGGAUAGAAAGAACCUUUCUGCUCAAACCAUAUUCCCAAUACUGUAGAUUGUGCAGUUGCAGCCCUUACAUGGAUAUGAUAGAAUACAAGUAAAGGCGAUAUGCUAGCUUUCACCUAUAAAAAAGUGUCAGUAUUUCAACCAAAUGUACAAUGGAAGACAUUGUAAAUGCUACUGUUUAUCCAUAAUCAGAACAGUCAUUGGUAUUAUAGCAGUGGUUGUGUUCAGCAUUUCAUUCAAAGCAGUGGCCUUUCUCUUAAAUGUGAUUGGAAAUACCAUAGGUUCCAGGAAUGCUUUUUCUAUCCAGUCUAGUUCUAUGAAUGUUCGCUCCAAAUCUUUUUUCAGGAAUUCUGCUUCCAGAUAUUUUUAUGCAAACAAGCAUUUACAUGUUGGAAUCACCGACUUUUAAUGGAAGGCACUUUAUUUAAGGUAUAUAUAAAAAUAUACAAAAGAUAUAUCGAUAUGUAUUCUUGUUUGCCAUUUGAUAAUGAGUAUGGUGUUAUUAUGAAGGGAAACUCGUCAGAUAUGCUGCAUUGUUCUACGAAAGUGCUUAUGUCAAGUGUUCUGUUGAGGAAAGCAUGAACUUGUGAUUUCUGAAUCUAGUAUUACAUAUUGUGUUGUACAGUAUUUAUUUGUCUAUUCUCUUUUUUUGUAAGUUUGCUGAAGCUUUGAAAUGUCUCUAUACUCAACAUGGUGCACUAAUGGGACUGAAAAAAAUGAAGGCAUCCGUUAUCAAAAGGGAAACCACUCGCCUCAUAUUACUUCAUACAGCAGCAUUAAGUGUGUGUGAUUUGUUCUACUUUGUACUGCAGUGCUCUAUGAAUAUGUUGUUGCAAUUAUACUGAAGAAAUAUAUAAAGACCUUGCAUUCAU